AUGUGUUGCUGCCAGGAGAGCGCUCGAGGCGCACCCGGGCUACCGCCCCGUGCUCUGCGGCCACAGCAUGGGCGGCGCCGUCGGGGCCCUGGCCGCGGCGAUGCUCCGCCGGCGCCCCUGGGGCGCGGCCUGCGUCGCGCUCGGCGUCGGGACGCCUGGGGCGGUGUCGAGGACACGGGGGAGAACAUCUGCGACCGCCUGGCCCGCGAGGGCGCCGUGACCACCGUCGUGAACGGCCGCGACUGGGCGCCGGCCUGCUCGGUGUCCAACGUCAACGAGCUCAUGGACGACCUCGCCGACCUGGGCCUCGUGAAGACGCUGCUCCGCUCCGCGAGCGGCCUCUCCAACGAGACGCGCGAGAUCAAGGCGCCCGAGGAGCUCGACCUGCCGCCCGGCGACAUCCUGCAGAUGGCGCCCGGGGAAUUGUUCUGCACGGCUUUGGGCUGGGGGUGA
Messenger RNA from Prorocentrum cordatum, 453 nucleotides. The record is from the annotation of a GenBank genome assembly. NCBI's taxonomy places the organism in Eukaryota, Dinophyceae, Prorocentrales, Prorocentraceae.